Molecule: messenger RNA, 1401 nt
Organism: Solanum pennellii
Lineage: Eukaryota; Viridiplantae; Streptophyta; Magnoliopsida; Solanales; Solanaceae
Product: chloroplast stem-loop binding protein of 41 kDa b, chloroplastic
Exons: 10
Coding region: 113-1252 (379 amino acids)
Biological process (GO): rRNA processing
Cellular component (GO): cytosol
Molecular function (GO): RNA binding
Source: RefSeq, a predicted model, not a curated record
ACAUCAAGAAAAUCAUCAUAGCCCUUCUUCUUCUUCUUCUUCUUCUUUAUUCUCUGCCCCAAGUUCUUCUUCACACUGAGGAAGGAAAAAAAAGCACCAAAUCAACAACAACAUGGCUAGUUUGGUUGCUAUUCAACCCAAACAGCCUUCUUUCUCUCUCCUUCCUUCUUCCAAUUCUGACUUCAAUGGUGCCAGAUUGAUCUCCUCAUUUCAGUAUAAGAGGAAACCAUGCCUGUCAAAAGGAGCAUUGCAAGUUACAGCCUCGAGUGAAAAGAAAAUCCUGAUAAUGGGAGGCACGCGAUUCAUUGGUGUGUUUCUAUCGAGACUUCUUGUGAAAGAAGGCCACCAGGUUACUCUAUUCACAAGAGGAAAAGCUCCAAUCUCUCAACAAUUGCCAGGUGAAUCAGACCAGGAUUAUGCUGAUUUCUCCUCCAAGUUAUUGCACUUGAAGGGUGACAGAAUGGAUUUCGAUUUUGUGAAGAGCAGUCUUUCUGCGGAGGGCUAUGAUGUUGUGUAUGACAUAAAUGGACGUGAAGCAACUGAAGUGGAGCCAAUAUUGGAUGCAUUACCUAAUCUAGAACAGUACAUCUACUGCUCUUCAGCUGGUGUAUACCUUAAAACUGAUUAUUUACCACAUUUUGAGGUUGAUGCAGGUGACCCGAAGAGUAGGCAUAAAGGAAAGCUUGAGACAGAGAGCUUGUUAGUAUCACGAGAUGUUAAUUGGACUUCUCUAAGGCCUGUUUAUAUUUAUGGGCCACUUAACUACAAUCCUGUUGAAGAGUGGUUCUUCCACCGAUUGAAGGCUGGUCGCCCAAUUCCGAUUCCCAACUCAGGGAUGCAAAUAACUCAACUUGGACAUGUGAAGGAUCUUGCAAAGGCUUUUGUUCAGGUUCUUGGAAAUGAGAAAGCAAGCAAGCAAGUAUUUAACAUAUCCGGAGAGAAAUAUGUCACAUUUGAUGGAUUAGCUAAGGCUUGCGCCAAGGCUGGUGGUUUCCCUGAACCCGAGCUUGUUCAUUACAACCCUAAGGAGUUCGAUUUUGGCAAGAAGAAAGCAUUCCCAUUCCGUGACCAGCAUUUCUUUACAUCCAUCGAGAAGUCAAAGGCUCUGCUAGGAUGGAAACCGGAUUUUGAUCUGGUGGAAGGUCUUACAGACUCUUACAACCUAGAUUUCGGACGAGGAACAUUCAGGAAAGCAGCUGAUUUCUCUACAGAUGAUAUGAUUCUUGAAAAGAAACUAGUUCCCCAGAGCUAGUGUUUCUGUUUUUCAUUUCAUAAGUUUUGGUUUCUUGCCUUUUCUCCAAGAAGUUCACAAGUCAUUAGUGGCAAACUAUUUGAAAUUUUCCUUGUAUAUUAACUUCACUAAAAUGAAAUGAAUGACAACUAUUGUCAUUUUGCCAUCAA